AUGCAAACGUUAACAAUAAAAAAAAAAGCAAAUAAAUAUAAUAAGAAAAAAAAUAAUCAUAAGGAAAAAAAGAAAUAUAAAGAUAAAGUGAAUAAGAUUAAAAGAGAAAAUAAAGAAGAGGAAGAUAAAAAAGAUGAUGAAAAAAAAGAAACACAAAAAAAAUUUAAAAAACCAGCUGAAGAUAUAACAGUAUUUACCUCCGCCAUUGAUCCUUAUGAUACUCCUUUACAAUGGUGGGAAACCGAACAUAUAAGAUAUGCGUAAAAUAAUUAUCCACCAGUUAAAUUUCGAUUAGAGAAAGUGAUGGGAAGUCAUAUCGUACGAUUAACUGAUCGUAAAUAUAUGAUACUUCUUAUGGCUAAGCUUUUCGAAGAUCAUAUAAAACAACAAAAUAUUCGUAUCGAGAAGAGAAAGCUGCCACCGCCAUCGAUGAUGUCUCGAUUAUUAGAAAUUUCUUAUAAAACACUUUUUGAAAAGCUGCAAGAAUCUGGAUAUGAUAAAUUAAAACUAUAUGAAUAAAAAACAAUUGUAAUUAUGGUUAAUAUUUGUGUAAUAUAAUGUGAUACAA
Molecule: messenger RNA, 568 nt
Organism: Apis florea (little honeybee)
Lineage: Eukaryota; Metazoa; Arthropoda; Insecta; Hymenoptera; Apidae
Source: RefSeq, a predicted model, not a curated record